GGAAUUAGCCCGAACGGGAGACAGUUUGCUGAAAAAAUAUACGUUUCCAUCUGCCAAACCGACUCUGCUCGACAUUUUUGUUGCUUUUAUCCCGAGUGCACUACGAUGUUUAUUCGAAAUAAAAAAUAGACCUUCGCUCCUUUAUAUUUCUGCGAUAACAAAUUAUUCCUGUCAAAGUGUGCCGAGGCAGGACGAAUGUAAACACAACAUUUUGGUAUUUAUCGAGCAAAGUUGAACAAACCGGAGCAGCGAUUGAGUCGAGUCGAGUAUACGAAGCUCAGUCGUCGACAACGCCGUUGAUAGCUUAUCCACAUUCUUUCAAAAUGAACGUCGAAUAUUUUAAAACGGAAUUCGUGAAUUUUCUGCGGCGCUUCGUGGCACCGAUUAACGACCAAAAUGUGAUACCAAUUUUAACGCCUCUAACUUACGAGGAAGUAAUCAGGGCGACUACGGAAGUUAUAAAUUCACAAAUUAACUCCGUUUUCGCGGAUUCGAGCGAAAAUAUAAAAACGCCCUCCGUUGGAAUAAUGGUGAUCACGCCAGACGCUCCAGACAUUCCGAAAAUUAAUAACGAGCACGGCGAAAAUGGCGGCAACCUGGCAAGGUUCCGAACACUCGACGAACCGGCCCCGGGCAACUUCAAAGAUACACCGAACGAGCAAGUUGUCACGGCGAGCCCAUUACCGACUAAGAUUGACGACACUGUCGAUAGUGCAGACAAGAAUUUCCCGAGCGAUGAAAAAAAGGAGCAGGUCGUCGUUCAAAAAACGAGCCCUUCACUCGUGCGAUCGGAUACAUACGUGCGUGGAAAUAAUUUCGGAAAUGCUUCAAAAGAUGACCAAUUUGGAGGAACUGUUCUUCCCCAAUUCCCCGGCAACGGUUUGGGAACCGACGAUUUCUCUAUCUCGAAUCUCAACGUUCCUGAAUUCCGUGCGAAGCUGAAGAUUCUUCGAGAAGUUGCGACGGAGGUGGUGAAGAAAAUCGAUGAUUUGGAGACGAAUGUUCCGGAAAAUACGCGUGCGAUUCGUCGUUUGUCAACCCUGGGAUGCUUCUCCGGCUUGAGUCGGAACGCGGUGGCGACAAGAACGAUCCAGCGACCGAAAAUGGGGCGUCGAUCAUUGACCGCGUUCCCAGGGACACCAACGUCCUCGAGGAUGAGUCCUAGGGGAGAAAAAAUGAACUUGUCGAGCAUGAAAAGCUUGUCCACCGUCGUCUUGACGAAUAUCAACAGUUCGAGACUAACGAUGCCAACGACCGUCCGUUCAGUGAGUUCGGGGAGCAUCGAGAAAAAAGCUUCGCCGAGGUCGGCUCAAGUAUCGCGUUUACCUACGGCGAAAACAAUGAAGUCAGUUUCCUCAACAGUGCGCUCGGUGAGUUCAGGAACUCUCAAGUUGACCAAAAAAUCAUUCAAGAGUCCGAAUCAGGGGACUCAUUUGUGCAGCACCAAGUCACCAGCACUGUCGCUAAUGAGCUUGCCCAGUGAGGCUCUAGACCGACCGUUGAAAAACCCGAAGUACGCUCACAUCCCGAGCACCAUCCCGAAACCAGGAACCGUACUUGGUAAACGUAAAGCUGAUGAAUUUUGAAUAAUUUCAAGGAAGCAAACAAACGCGAAACGAAACGAUGCUUGGACGUAAAAACGCAAGCCGGAUAAAUAUUUUUAAACUCUGUAAAAAAUUAUCGUAAUGACCAAACACUGAUUUUUUCAUUCGAUGCUGAAUUCCAGUGGCUCAAUAUUUGGCUCGAUGUUUAGAACUUGCUGGAAAUUCCUUAUGAGGAAAAACAACAUGUACAGAAUUUUAGAAUGAUAUUACGCAGGCUUUAUUUAGUGAGGAAAUAAUGACGAUCAAUAGAAUUAAAUGAAAUUUCCAAAAACAA
This is a messenger RNA of Venturia canescens, 1878 nucleotides long. RefSeq lists its product as uncharacterized. The transcript is spliced from 6 exons. NCBI's taxonomy places the organism in Eukaryota, Metazoa, Arthropoda, Insecta, Hymenoptera, Ichneumonidae. Bases 324 to 1586 code for a protein of 420 amino acids. The record is from RefSeq and is a predicted model, not a curated record.